This is a messenger RNA of Penicillium daleae, 1239 nucleotides long. Its product is annotated as iron-sulfur cluster-binding protein, rieske family domain protein. The transcript is spliced from 2 exons. Lineage: Eukaryota; Fungi; Ascomycota; Eurotiomycetes; Eurotiales; Aspergillaceae. The record is from RefSeq and is a predicted model, not a curated record. The coding region runs from base 1 to 1239 and encodes 412 amino acids. Gene Ontology annotation, molecular function: iron ion binding; 2 iron, 2 sulfur cluster binding.
AUGGCAGCUGCCGUCGCCUCACUCUUUGGAUACAAACCCAAUAUUCUGGAGGAAAAGAAGCUUCCGAAGGAGCCACCGAAAGCCUUGCCUGCCUCAUGGUAUUCUUCGCCAGAGCUGUAUGAAUUGGAGCGACGAGCUAUUUUCUCCAAGAAAUGGAUUCUGAUCACCCAUAAGCUCCGAUUCACAAAGCCAGGCGACUACCUACGGUUCCAUGAAGCUGGCUUCUCCUUCUUUUUAUGCCUUGAUCGCGAGGGCAACUUGAAUGGCUUUCACAAUAUUUGUCGCCACCGCGCCUUCCCCCUCGUAUCAGAGGAUGAAGGCAAUGUCAAGAUUCUGUCUUGCAAGUAUCAUGGAUGGUCCUAUGGUCUCAACGGCAAACUCGCCAAGGCUCCGCGAUUUGAUGAUGUUCCUGGGUUUUCCAAGGAAGAUCAACGACUGUUCCCAGUACAUGUGCAUGUGGAUGCGCUCGGUUUCAUAUGGGUGAAUCUCGACUCUUCGCCUCAUCCUGUGCCGUGGGAAGAGGAUUUCAAAGGGGUUGACACCCAAGAACGAUUCCAGAAUUUCGACUUCAGCCAGUACAAAUUCGACCAUACGUGGCAAAUGGAUGGCGACUAUAAUUGGAAAACACUCGCCGAUAACUACAACGAAUGCUAUCAUUGUACAGUGGCCCAUCCUGAUGUCGCGAAUCUCGCCGAUCUGUCGUAUUACUACACGGUGUCUACUCCUGGGCAUAUUCAACAUUUCUCUCGACCCAAACAAGACAAGGUGAAUGACGAUAUCAAGAAUGCAAGCACCUAUUACUUCCCCAAUGCAUGCAUGACUGUCUCUCCUCACUUCUUCUACAUGAUGCGAUGCGUCCCAACAUCCGUAGGGACUUGCUCAAUGGAGUACGAAGUUUACCGACACAAAGAAGCAUCCGACGAAGAAUUUGAGCACAUUGACUCCUUCUUCAAGAGAGUGCUAGCCGAGGAUAAGUGGCUUUGCAAUGAGGCCCAAAAGAAUCUUAAUGCUGGUGUUUUCGUUAAUGGGCAACUUCAUCCUGAGCUAGAGAGCGCACCCCUCUUCUUCCAAACCACGGUUCGGAAAUUGCUUCUCGAUCAUCGGAGGGAGGAGCAGAAGGGGCAACGCGAAAUUUGGCCCGCUCGUCAGCAUUCAGCUGGAUCGGCCACUGCCGAGGAUAUUAGCUUUUGUUCAGGAUUGGCUUGUUCAGCGGAUGGUAAUAGCAAGCUCGACUGGUAA